AUGUGCAGGAACUGGUGUACCUUUGUGCACAGUCAUGUGCAGACAGUGGUGGUGCCAUUUGGAACAAAGAAACAAGUGGUGAAGGAUCAGAGUCCAUGUCCUGAUGGGUCACUGGGCUGCCAGAGGAUCAUAUACAGGCUGUUGACACAGUUGACCAACAGACAUAAACAGAAGGUCGUCACCUCUCUCAUCUGGCGCUGCUGUCCAGGAUAUGGAGGUUCAAAUUGUGAGGAAAAAGGUGGUCCAGCAGGACUUCAGCUGCAGCCGCAGCAAGCUGACCCAAACCAAGAACAAAAUGACCACUACACGUCCUUCAGCCCUCAGUACGAACAGAGCAACCAGCAGAACUCCACACAGCCCGAUCAGGACCCAUCACACACUCACACUUACCAUCAUCAUCAUCAUUAUCACCAACAUAACCAACACCAAGCCUCAGAACAUGAGCUGAGCAGGACACAGUCACCAGAUCACAUGCUCUCCCCUCAUCCAGACGUCCACCCCAUCCACCCCGUCCACCCCAUCCACCCCGUCCUCCCCGUCCCCGACAUGGUGGUCCUGCUUAUGUCUCAGCUGCAGCCGGUCCUGGAGGGCUUCAACCACUCUCUGGAGCACCUGAGCCGGCAGGUGAAGGUUCUGGUCCAGGAUGUGGCCGAUCUGAAGGAGAACCACCUGAGGGAUGGGUCAGAGGGGGACCAACUGGACAAAGUUUUUCAGCAAAUUGGGACUGUCCGGAGCCAAAUGGAGGAUCAGCGCAGGAACAUGGAGAACAUGCUACAGUCUCAGCAAGCACUGCUGCACCAGAACCUAAGCAACUUCAGAAUGGAUGUCAACCUGAACCUGAAGCAUCAUCAGAAGCAGCUGCAGGCAAUGAAUGCAACAUUAACUGAGCUGAAACUGGACCAGGAUCAGAACCCUGACCAGAAACCAGAGGACCAGCUGCCCUCCACCCCCCUGCUUCAUCCUGACGCUCCAUCAGAGACUGUGGCACUCUGGGAAGCCGUCACACGUCUUGACAACAUGGUGGUCAACAACACCGUGAAGGUGGGCGGCCUGAUGGAGGAUGUGGAAACGGCAUCUGGCGCCGUUGAGCAGCUGAUGCAGCACCUGAAGCUUCUGGAUAAGCAGAUCAAUGAGACAGCUCGAUCCAGCCAGGUUCUGUUCAUGAUGACGGGUCUGGAGGUGGAGCAGUCCAGGGUGUCGGUGCAGCGGCAGGUGGAGGAGCUGGCAUGGAACGUGACGCAGCACGGGCAGCGGCUGCAGGAGAUGGACGUGGACGUGGACUACCUGUACACGGUCCUCUACCAGCAGAACCUGUCCUCGGACUGCAGGGCUCUGAAAGCUGCUGUCGCUCACCUCGAGAGGGGCAUGGCCAACCUGACUGAGCUAGCCAAUGAAAACAGACUGGCUCUGGAAGAGACCGGAGAGGGGGGAGGGGCCGAAGAGAGUGAAACCAGUGACUGGGAACCAGCAGUUGAGGCCCUGCAGCACAAAAUCCAGCAGGUCGAGGACACUCUGGUCUCGGAGAAGAAAAGAACCAGGACUCUGGACCUUGGCAUGACCCAGCUAAGCGGCUCCAUCUCAGCUCUGCAAGAGUCGGAAACAAAGCAGGAGGCGCAGCUGAAGCUCCUCUCCGCCUCCUUCCGCUCUCUGCUGGAGGACGCCAUCCGGCACAGUGAGGUGCUGCAGCUCCUGCUGGGGGAGGAGGUGCUGGAGUUCCUGGAGUGGACGCCCCAGGAUCAGGAGGCCCACACCUUGCCAGCUCUCAAGGAGCAACUCAGGGAUCUGCAGGAGCAGCUGAGGCUUCCCCACGAGACAGGAGACAGAGAGGAGGUGCCAUCUGCUGACCAGCCCUCCUCCUCCCUCCCCUCAGACUGGCCACCUGGUGGACUAAGAGGAAGCAGCCGAGGGGGGCCAUUAGUGCAGAACCAGCCGCUGUUCCUCCACCCUGAGAUGAUGCAGCAUGCUGGAGAUGGCAGCGACCUGUGGAACUUAGAGCAGAAGGUAGAGGAGUUGCAACAGAGGCUGGUCCAGCUGGAGGAGAACCCCUGCUCCUGCAACAACUCUCCCACCGACAGGGAGGCGCCCCCCACAGGAGUAAAGGUUCAGCUGCUGGAGGAGGUCAUGUGGCUGAAGAAAGAGCUGCAGGAACACCUGAGAGUCUUCAAGAAUGUGUUCAGUAAUUCAGACCUGCUGGCAGCAACCCAUGAGACACUGGAUCUAGACAAGCUGUGGGAGUUGAUGAAGAAGAGAGACAAGAAGAAAAGAGGAAGAGGAGGGAGAAAGAGCCGCAGCAGAAGGGAGGAGCCAGGUGUGUUUGCAUCAUUCGACCAAUCAGACGUCUCUCUGCUGUUUGUGGGCGGAGCUCCUCUGAAGCUCUCCAGAGGUGCCGUCUUGUUCCAACCGUCUCAGAAUCAGGGUCAGGUCUACUCCAAUGCCGGCAUCUUCAUGGCUCCGGUAGACGGGAUGUACCUGUUCAUCCUCAACUUAGACCUGAGGCCAGGCUCUGCCCACGUGCUCCUAAGGCGGGGUCAAGACAGGGGCGGAGCUUCUGUGUCUGUGCUGCAACAGGAAGUGACGGAGGCGGGUCUUGUUAGUGGCAUGAGCUUUCUGCUGCUAAGGGAAGGGGAGGAGGUGAGACUGGAGGUGAGGAGUGGGGAGUGGGCGGAGUCAAAGGACAACAGUUUCACAGGAUUCUUGCUGCAUCGGAUCACCUGAGGGUGCCAUAGGCAAAUCUGCUGAAAAGAGGGUGGAGCCUCAUGCGAUACACGCACCUUA
Nematolebias whitei (Rio pearlfish) is the source of this 2775-nucleotide messenger RNA. RefSeq names its product multimerin 2a (gene mmrn2a). Gene Ontology annotation, molecular function: protein binding. The transcript has 9 exons. NCBI's taxonomy places the organism in Eukaryota, Metazoa, Chordata, Actinopteri, Cyprinodontiformes, Rivulidae. Bases 1 to 2715 code for a protein of 904 amino acids. The record is from RefSeq and is a predicted model, not a curated record.